UACAGAUUCUGAAUCCAUAUCAUAAUCCAUCUAUCCAUUCUCUAUACACCGCUUUAUCCUCACUAGGGUCGCGGGGGAUCAAUGUCAUGAUGAAAAAUAAAACAAAAAAGUUUACAGAUGUCAAUGUAUGACUUGGAAAAGUGGAAUUUGUGGACAAUAUAGCAGGCACACGUUCACCAUAAAUAAAAAUCAUCUUUGUAUGAGGUGUCUUUAGAUGAAAGUGUCAGGAAUUCUCUCAUACAUGUAAACACUCUGUUAUUCACUUUCUCUUCUUCACGGAGAAGAUGAUAAAUGCUAUCAAAAGUUACAUAACACAUUAACCAACAUAAAUUGACCCUUUAUCACAACUGACGCUCUAAUGAGAAACAGAUUCAAGAUAGAGAAGCGCUGAGCAGAGCUGACAUUCAAAGACAAAACCAACGAAGACCGGGUGACAUCUGCACUGAUCUGAAAAACAAAAAAAUUUAAACUCAGAAAGUAAUCUGUUUGAACUGCAGUUAUUGGAAUCAGGAUUACUCUAACGUUAAAGAAAGACCAACUAGAAUAAACCUGUCUUGGGGAAAAGUUUAGAGACACAAGGAAAAAGAAGAGCAGUGCAUUCAGCAGUGUGUAAAAGUUUAGGAAAUGUUGAACAAGGUGAUCUUAGCUUCAUGUGUGGUGCUGUGGAUCAGUUCUUGCGCCGUCAACUCGGCUGAGGAUCUGAAAACCAGAGCUUUGAGGCUGAUGUCUGAGACGCCGCUCAUUGAUGGGCAUAAUGAUCUGCCCUGGCAGUUUCGAGCACAGUUCAAUAAUGAGCUGGACAAAGUGGAUCUUUACACACUCUCAACAACACACACCAACAUCCCAAAGAUCAAGGAAGGACGUCUCGGUGCACAGUUCUGGUCAGCCUUUGUGACAUGUGACACUCAGUACAAAGAUGCUGUCAGACAAACGCUGGAGCAGAUAGAUGUGGUGCACAGGAUGUGUGAGAAAUACCCAGAAACCUUCAUGUUUGCCAGCAGCAGCAAAGAAAUCAUGGACGCCUUUGAAAUGAAUAAGACAGCCAGUCUGAUCGGGGUGGAGGGCGGUCACUCCAUCGACAGCAGUCUGGGAACCCUGCGCACCAUGUAUCAGCUGGGGGUCCGAUACCUCACACUCACACACUCCUGCAACACACCCUGGGCAGAUAACUGGCUUGUUGACACUGGAUCUGAGCCAUCUGAGCACAAUGGUCUGUCUCCAUUUGGCAAGCAACUAAUUUUGGAAAUGAACCGUCUGGGGAUGCUGAUCGAUCUGGCUCAUGUGCCUGUAACAGUGAUGAACCAGGUUCUGGACAUGUCCAAAGCUCCAGUCAUCUUCAGCCAUUCCUCUGCAUACGGCAUCUGUGCACACAAGAGAAACGUCCCAGAUGAGGUUCUCUUGAAAGUGAGAGAAAAAAAAGGAAUCGUCAUGGUUAACUUCGCCAACGACUUUGUUACCUGCACCCAGACUGCUAACCUCUCAGAUGUUGCAGAUCACUUUGACUACAUAAAGAGAGUGGCUGGAGUAGAUAUCAUUGGUUUUGGAGGAGAUUAUGAUGGAGUUCCAAGACUACCUGAAGGUUUGGAGGACGUGUCCAAGGUUCCCAACUUGGUGGCUGAACUACUGAGAAGAGGAUGGACUGAUGAGGAAGUCAAAGCUGUACUUGGAAAUAACCUGCUCCGGGUUUUCACAGAGGUUGAGAGGGUUCGUGACAGUCUGAAAGGCUCAAAACCAGAUGAUGUUCCAAUUCCAUAUGCGGAUGUGCAGAACCCGUGCAGGACGAGCUAUGGUUACCCCGACAACGCUGGAGCUGUUCAUUUAGUCAACGCACUAACCCUCCUGCUCACACUGGCUCUGCAGGUGUUGGUCUAUUAA
Molecule: messenger RNA, 1875 nt
Organism: Acanthochromis polyacanthus (spiny chromis)
Lineage: Eukaryota; Metazoa; Chordata; Actinopteri; Pomacentridae
Product: dipeptidase 1-like
Exons: 10
Coding region: 625-1875 (416 amino acids)
Biological process (GO): proteolysis
Molecular function (GO): metallodipeptidase activity
Source: RefSeq, a predicted model, not a curated record